Sphenostylis stenocarpa is the source of this 1203-nucleotide messenger RNA. The record is from the annotation of a GenBank genome assembly. Lineage: Eukaryota; Viridiplantae; Streptophyta; Magnoliopsida; Fabales; Fabaceae.
AUGUCCGUCUCAUUCCACAUUUCCAGCACUGAUUCACGCCUUCUCUUACCCGCCAUGGCGGAUUGCACUUGUACAUUUUACCCUCCAGCAACACUGCAAGUGCUUCCUCUGGCCAAGGCUGCACCCCCCAAGUUAACCUUUGUUUGUUCCUCCCAAAGGGUUCUACCCAUUGAGGAGCUUCAACUCAGUGAUGGUGAUGAUGCUGAUUCCUCAGAUGUUGGUCUUGAUUACUCUGAUUAUUUGAACAAUGGGGAUGGGGUGGUUGGCUUUGGUGAUUCCCUCAGUGAGGAGGUGCUCAAGGAGAGGAUUAGAAGAAUGAGAAUAGGGCUGGCAAACAAAGGGAAAGUGCCUUGGAACAAAGGAAGGAAACACAGUGCAGAGACCCGGGAGCGAAUCAGGCAAAGAACUAUAGAGGCUUUGAGGGAUCCUAAGGUAAGGAAGAAGAUGGCCGAACAUCCCCAUUCUCAUAGUGAUCAAACCAAGGCAAAGAUAAGCAGUUCACUGAGACGUGUUUGGCAUGAGCGGCUGAAGUCAAAACGGUUAAGGAAGGAUAUUUUGCUUUCAUGGACACAAAGCAUAGCAAAUGCAGCCAAGAAAGGAGGGAUUGGUCAGGAAGAGCUAGAUUGGGAUAGCUACAAUAAGAUAAAACGACAGUUGGAGCUCCAUCAACUUAUGCUGGCCAAGGAAAAGCGAAGAAAAAAGCUGAUGGCAGUUACUGGAACAAAGAAUAUCAUCCUGACAUGGAGGGAAAACAUAGCCAAAGCAGCUAAGGAAGGAGGAAGUGGGGAACAAGAGCUUGACUGGGAUAGCUAUGAAAAGAUACGAGAAGAAAUGAUUCACAUGCGUCAACUUCAGCGUAGUGUAGAAAAGGCAAAGGAAAAAGAGUUGGCAAGGGUAAAAGCAGAGAAAGCAGCACGGAUAAAAGCAAUUAAAAGGGUAAUCCUUACUCAGAAGAGAAAAGAUCAAGAAGAGAGGACUAAAUUGAAAGGGAAUAUAACGAGUCAUCGCCGAAGAAAUACUAAGAUUCACAUAAGUAAGAACAUCAACGGUGACAAAGACAGAGAAGGAGACACUUUUAAUUGCAUUUUUCCAGCCCAGAAUAAAUUGGAUUUAGAGCUUAUCAAGAGAGAAAAAAUUCAGAAAGAAGUAUCGCUUGCAGAUCAGAUCCAAGCUGCUAGAGACAAAAAAGGCAAACUACACUAG